Molecule: messenger RNA, 4302 nt
Organism: Micropterus salmoides (largemouth bass)
Lineage: Eukaryota; Metazoa; Chordata; Actinopteri; Centrarchiformes; Centrarchidae
Gene: myo1ca
Product: myosin Ic, paralog a
Exons: 34
Coding region: 802-3903 (1033 amino acids)
Biological process (GO): actin filament organization; vesicle transport along actin filament
Cellular component (GO): actin cytoskeleton; plasma membrane; myosin complex
Molecular function (GO): microfilament motor activity; ATP binding; actin filament binding
Source: RefSeq, a predicted model, not a curated record
ACAGUGAUUACAUGUUUGUAGUUUGGGGCUCUUAGCAAAAUUUUCCAAACCCUCUCUGCUCUCUGGCACUCUUUUUUUUUUUUUUGCAUUAUCCAACAGCUUACUUUCCUUUACUUUUUUUUGGCCCAGUGUGACGUGUUAGUGGAGUUCCUGCCCUUGUUUUCAUGCAGCAUAGUAUAGAGGGAAGAAGAAGAGGGACUCUCGAAGAGGCGCACAUUUACUUGACCUGUCAAAGGGAAGAUGAAUUGAAGGUAUAAACAAGAGGGGUUGUUUGUGUUUUGGCCUGAGAGUGUAUGCUUUGUCCUCACAGGGGAGCCAGACAAGAGGGAGGAAGGACGUGGAGAAAGAGCUGAGAGAAAGUGAUUGACGUUGGGGAGAGAGAAGAGGAUAAGUUUCCUAAUUCUGUCGCCCAUAGGCAAGGGUGGAUGAGAAGUUACAGUUAAGGAGCCUGUCUGACACAGAAGGAGGAGCACCAGUCUGGGGGGGAACCACCAGUUCAGCCUUCUUCCAGCAACAAUAGGACAGGAUGAGGUACCAAGGCAGGGUGUCGCAAAUUUCUUGUUGACUAGGCAUGCAAAAACACACUAUCCCCAGAGUUGGAUAUCAAAGCAUGCACAGCUGCUGACACCCACAUAGAAAAGUUUAGUGGUAUCUACUGAACGCCUGUCCUAAACCUGACCCUAACAUUCCUUAGUUAGUGCAGCUGGUUUGACUGGGGCGUAGUGCAUUGAUUACACACUGAAUUGUGUGUCUGGAUAUUUAUCAUCAGAAGUGGAUGUAGAAGGAAGAGUGCGCCUGGUGAUGGAGAGUUCCCUGUCCGCCCGGGACAGGGUCGGGGUGCAGGACUUUGUCUUGCUGGAAAACUACAACAGUGAGGCAGCCUUCAUAGAGAACCUACGGAGACGCUUCAGAGAAAACCUCAUCUAUACGUAUAUUGGCUCAGUUUUGGUGUCGGUGAACCCUUACAAAGAGCUGGAGAUUUACUCCAAGCAGCAGAUGGAUCGCUACAGAGGCGUCAGUUUCUAUGAGAUAUCACCUCACAUCUACGCCUUGUCAGACAACACUUACCGAGCCAUGCGGACCGAGAGGAAGGACCAGUGUAUUCUCAUAUCGGGUGAGAGCGGAGCAGGUAAAACAGAGGCCUCCAAGAAGAUCCUCCUCUACUAUGCUGUCACCUGCCCCACUAAUGAUCACAUGGCUGCCCUUGGUGACCGCCUACUGCAGUCUAACCCUGUCCUGGAGGCAUUUGGCAACGCCAAAACACUUAGGAAUGACAACUCGAGCCGCUUUGGAAAAUACAUGGAUGUUCAGUUUGACUUCAGGGGGGCACCAGUGGGCGGUCACAUCCUGAACUACCUGCUGGAGAAAUCCCGUGUAGUGCACCAGAACCAUGGUGAGAGGAACUUCCACAUCUUCUAUCAGCUUCUGGAUGGGGGGGAUGACAACUUGCUUAACACACUCGACCUGGAAAGAAACCCUCAAAGCUACCAGUAUCUGGUCAAGGGCAACUGUCCCAGACUCAGCUCCGUCAGUGACAAGAAUAAUUGGAAAGUUGUGAUGAAGGCGCUGCCUGUUAUUGGCUUCACAGAGGAAGAAGUGCAGAAAUUGCUAAAUAUCAUCGGCAGUAUUCUCCAUCUGGGAAACACUCAGUUUGGGGAAGGGGAGGAAGGAGAAACUUAUAUCACCACUGAGACUCAGAUAAACAAUCUUUCGAAGCUGCUGGGUGUUGAUGGCUCAGCCCUCAGGGAGGCACUCACUCACAAGAAGCUCACUGCCAAAGGAGAGGAGAUGAUAAGCCCUUUAAGUUUUGAGCAGGCAGUGGCUGCCCGUGAUGCCUUAGCCAAGGCCGUGUAUGGUCGGACCUUCACUUGGUUGGUGGAGAAGAUCAACCAGUCGCUGGCUGUGAAGGAUGAAAUCUACCACAGCAGUAAGGCCUCCUCAGUUAUAGGACUUCUAGACAUCUAUGGCUUUGAGGUCCUACAGCACAAUAGUUUCGAGCAGUUCUGCAUCAACUACUGCAAUGAGAAGCUCCAGCAGCUGUUUAUUGAGCUCACCCUGAGAUCUGAGCAGGAGGAGUAUGAGACAGAGGGAAUUGCAUGGGAGACGGUGCAAUACUUUGACAACAAGAUCAUUUGUGACCUGAUAGAGGAAAAACACAAAGGCAUCAUCUCCAUUCUGGAUGAGGAGUGUCUGAGGCCUGGAGAGACCUGCGAUGUAUCCUUUUUAGAGAAACUGGAAGACACACUGGGCGACCAUCCCCAUUUUGUUACUCACAAGUUGGCAAAUGGAAAAACUCGCAGGGUGAUGAGCAGGGAAGAAUUCAGGCUGCUGCAUUAUGCUGGAGAGGUAAACUACAAUGUCAAUGGUUUCCUAGACAAGAAUAAUGAUUUGCUGAACAGGAACCUGAAGGAGGUCAUGUGCCAGUCAGACAACCAGAUCCUAAAGCACUGCUUCCGUAGAGAGGAAGUGAUGGACCAGAAACGCCCAGAGAUGGCUGCCACUCAGUUUAAAAACAGCCUGAUGAAGCUCAUGGAGAUCCUCAUGUCUAAAGAGCCGUCCUACGUGCGCUGUAUUAAACCUAAUGAUGCCAAGCAGCCAGGAAGGUUUGAUGAAGUUCUGGUCAGACACCAGGUGAAGUACCUGGGUCUGAUGGAAAACCUGAGGGUCAGGAGAGCUGGCUUUGCCUAUCGACGUCGCUUUGAAGCCUUCCUGCAGAGGUAUAAGCCUCUGUGUCCUGAGACCUGGCCCAAUUGGCAUGGCAGACUCGCAGAUGGUGUCUCGACAUUGGUCAACCACCUGGGCUACAAAGCAGAAGAGUACAAACUGGGCAGGUCAAAAAUCUUCAUCCGUUUCCCAAAAACUCUCUUCAACACUGAGGAUGCACUAGAAGCAAAAAAGCCAGAGAUAGCUUUGACCCUGCAGACAUCAUGGAGAGGCUACAGGGAGAGAGCCAAGUACCAACGCAUCAGACACGCAGUGAUAGUGAUCCAGUCUGGGUGGCGAGGGAUGAAAGCACGCAGGAGGGCUAAGAGGCGUCGCCAGGCUGCUGAGUUAAUACGCAGGUUCAUAAAAGGCUUCAUCUACCGUCAUGAGGAAUACUGCCCUGAGAAUGAGUAUUUCCUGGAUCAUGUACGCUACUCCUUCCUAAAGAAUCUACGGAAAAACCUGCCCAAGAGCGUUUUGGACAAAAGCUGGCCGACACCUCCUCCCUCCCUGGUUGAGGCCUCUGAGCACCUGUGGAGGCUGAACAUGAGAAACAUGGUCCUGAAGUACUGCAGGAGGGUCCAACCUGAAUGGAAGAAGCAGAUGAUGCAGAAGGUUGUAGCCAGUGAGGUCUUCAAGGACCAGAAAGACAGCUACCCUCAGAGUGUUGGAAGGCUGUUUUUGGACUCCAGGCUGGAAAAUGAACAAAUCAAUCUUAAAGUCGUCCAGACUCUUGGCAAUGACAAAGUGCAGUACGGUGUUUCAGUUGUGAAGUAUGACAGGAGGGGUUUCAAGCCUCGCCCUCGCCAGCUGCUUCUCACUAACAGCUUUGCUGUGCUGGUGGACAGGACCAAGAUCAAACAGAGGAUUGACUACACAGCUCUGAGAGGUAUCUCUGUGAGCUCUCUCAGCGAUGGGAUGUUUGUUCUGCACAUGCCCAGUGAGGACAAUAAGCAGAAGCUGUGUGUCCCUCAGGGCGACGUGGUGCUACAAUGCAGCCAUGUGAUUGAGCUGGUGACAAAACUAGCCAUUAUGGCGAGCAAGGUCAACUACGUCAACGUCAGCCCGGGCAGUAUUAGGUUUGCUGUGGCUCGAGGCAAGGAGGGAAUCAUUGAUUUCAUCAGGGGUUCAGAGCUGAAGGUAGCCAAAGGCAAGCGAGGACAUCUGCUAGUGACUGCCCCUCGGAUCAACGCCACAUGAAGAAACAGAAAACAGCAACCAGACAAACAGUAAUCCUUUUAGCUAACUGGAGGAUUGCCACUCAGAAGUUGUCAUCAUAUUAGUUAGUUUGUAGCCGACAGGAUGAUACCACAAGCACACACAACAUACUCAACAGAAGGAAGAUUGUUUAUUAAUUCAUAUACAUCACCAUUAUUACAAGAAUGUCGUUAUUGCUGCAAUAACUAUUGCUAAUGUUUUUUAACGAUUAGAAAAUCAUACCAUGAAGUCGUCACUGUUUCAAAUGCUUCAUUUCUUUAUUGACAGUCAUACAAAUUGUACACAAAUAUAUUUAAAUACAUAAAAUAUAAAAUGUCUUGUCAUGUGAAACACUUUUUCUCUAUAUUGUAAGAAAAAUAAAACAAACCACUUUGAAAUAAA